AUGAGGAGUAGACUCGAAGCAGCGGCUGAGGCAGGCGAAGGCGGUGGACCCAGGGUUAGCGUGGACGCCGGCCUCAACACGACGCUGGGUCAAAGUCUAGUUCCUGGGGGGUUGCAUAUGUACGGUGACUAUGAAGGUAAGAGCGAGCGCAUGCCUGUACCACCCAGGGGGGUAAUCAUGUGUCAUGAUUGCGUCGUCUAUGGUGCGGGGAUGCCAGAGGAGCUGUCACAGAUCGGUCGCCGACGACCAGGACCACCACACUUGGUUUGCGAGCGGUGGGCUUUGACCCAGGACAUGGGUAACUCAAGAGUCACUAGAUGGGAGACUUACUAA
This is a messenger RNA of Aspergillus niger, 333 nucleotides long. RefSeq lists its product as hypothetical. The coding region runs from base 1 to 333 and encodes 110 amino acids. The record is from RefSeq and is a predicted model, not a curated record. NCBI's taxonomy places the organism in Eukaryota, Fungi, Ascomycota, Eurotiomycetes, Eurotiales, Aspergillaceae. The transcript is spliced from 4 exons.